AUGUUCUACCUCCUCAAAAGAUUUUGCCUUCUAUGUUUCCUUUUCUUACCCUUUGAUGUCUCACUCUGUUCAUGUGCUUCACUCAGAGACUUGGCUUCUUGCUUUGUUAAUCACAAUAUAAAAAACUUUACCACGCUCCCUUACGGUGAACAUGACCAAUCCUCUACCCUCAAUUACUUCAAAAUUCUUAAUUUUUCCAUUCAAAACCUUCGCUUCGCAGAGCCCGUGAUUCCUAAGCCAAUGGCCAUUGUACUGCCAGAGAGUUUAGAGAAGCUGCAGAAAAGUGUGGAAUGCAGUAGAGAAAGUUCCAUGGAAAUCAGAGUAAGAUGUGGUGGACACAGCUAUGAAGGGACUUCGUAUGUGGCUGACGAUGGCACUCCUUUUGUCAUCAUUGAUAUGAUGAAUUUGAACCAUGUUUGGGUGGACAUGGAGACAGAAACAGCAUGGGUUGAAGGUGGUGCAACAUUGGGAGAGACUUACUAUGCAAUCUCUCAAGCAAGCAAUGAACAUGGAUUCUCAGCUGGAUCGUGUCCAACUGUUGGCGUUGGAGGGCACAUUGGUGGUGGUGGUUUUGGGUUGUUGUCUAGAAAAUAUGGUCUUGCUGCAGACAACGUGGUGGAUGCCCUUCUUGUUGAUGCUGAUGGAAAACUGUUGGACCGAGAAACCAUGGGAGAAGAUGUAUUUUGGGCUAUUAGAGGAGGAGGAGGUGGUCUAUGGGGGAUCAUUUAUGCCUGGAAAAUCCAGGUGUUGAAAGUGCCAGAGGUUGUAACUAGUUUCACUGUAUCAAGAACAGGCACAAAAAAUCAUGUUGCCAAUCUAGUGCACAAAUGGCAACAUGUGGCACCCAACUUGGAAGAUGACUUCUAUUUGUCAUGCUUUGUUGGUGCUGGUUUGCCCCAAGCUAAAACCAAAGGGUUAUCAAUAAAACUCAAUGGUUUCUUUCUUGGUCCUAGAGCCGGUGCAAUAUCCAUUCUAAACCAAGCUUUUCCCGAGUUGGGUGUUGUAGAAGAAGAAUGCACAGAAAUGAGUUGGAUUCAGUCAAUUGUUUUCUUCUCCGGCCUAAGUGAUGGAGCCUCAGUCUCUGACUUGAAGAACAGGUAUCUGCAAGAAAAAGAAUAUUUCAAGGCCAAAUCAGAUUAUGUAAAAAACCAUAUUCCUCUUGUGGGCAUAGAAACUGCUCUGGACAUCCUCGAAAAGGAACCAAAGGGAUAUGUUAUUCUGGACCCUUAUGGUGGAAAGAUGCAUAAUAUAAGCAGUGAAGCUAUUGCUUUUCCCCAUAGAAGAGGAAACCUGUUUACAAUUCAGUAUCUGAUCUAUUGGAAAGAAGCUGACAAUGACAAAAGCAGUUACUAUGUUGAUUGGAUAAGAGGGUUCUAUGAUGCUAUGACUUCCUUUGUUUCAAGGGGUCCAAGGGCUGCAUAUAUUAAUUACAUGGACUUUGACCUUGGAGUGAUGAAGAGGAUAAGCAAUGGUGGUAAUGUGAAAGAUGUCGUGGAAAGUGCAAGGGUUUGGGGUGAAAAGUACUUCUUGAGCAACUACGAUAGACUGGUGAGGGCUAAAACUAGGAUUGAUCCUCACAAUGUUUUCAGCAAUGAACAGGGCAUUCCUCCCAUGUCUUUGGCCUCUCCCGAUAUCAAAACACUCCAAUCAAUGUUAGUAACCAAUUCAAUCUAG
Molecule: messenger RNA, 1674 nt
Organism: Sphenostylis stenocarpa
Lineage: Eukaryota; Viridiplantae; Streptophyta; Magnoliopsida; Fabales; Fabaceae
Source: the annotation of a GenBank genome assembly